UUCCAGUGUCCCAAAUCUUCAGCAUGCCUACUAAGUACUUGGGAUUUAGUCGGCGACUUGACUAAGCGCUUGUACUUCACCUCAGCAAACCAUGUCUGUGCCGCUUUGGACUUAACUUUCCAGGUUUCAGCAUCACCGGAUCUGUUACUGUCAGAUGGAGAAGGCUGCAUCGCGCCUCGCAGGUUCCUCUCUUUGGAACGUACUACAUUUGGCACUCGGGAGAGAUUGCGGCAUGUAGUAUUGUACUACAGUGUUGCAUUAAGUCCUUCAGCGGUUAUUAAAAGAAAUUGUGCUAUGGAAGUAAUUCAGCAACUCUGUCAUGUCUUGACUGCAGCAGCAAACACUCCCGAGGAAGAAUGAAGUAAGCGCGAUGGAGCCGGACAAUGCCCUGAACUCCAGACUCAAAGCAGCUGGAGUCGGGGGGAGAGCUGUCUUUCUCUGCAUAGUUCUUUACUGUACAUGCUGUCUGAUGUUUGCACAAGCACAGUCUGCAGAUGUGGACGUGCUGCAAAGACUGGGGUUGGUUGGAAAAAGACCAUCUGGGACACGCUUCACACCUCAAGGUGUCAUCCCCUUCAAAUCGGGAGUCAUCCUAACCCAGAGGGCACGAAUUGAUGUCCCAGUGAGCUCCGUCAUCCCUGCGUCACUGGGCUCGGCAUUCUGUCUCAUCCUCAGCGUAUGUUCGCAUCGCAUAAACAAUGCUUUCCUCUUCACCAUUGUGACAAAGAGGAAACAACUGCAGCUAGGGGUGCAGUUCAUCCCGGGGCAAAUUUUAGUUUACUUGGGCCAAAAGAACACUGUAAAUUUUGAUUAUGAUGUUCACAAUGGCCAGUGGCACAACCUGGCUUUGGAAAUCCAGACCCAAAGUGUUACAUUAUAUACUUCUUGUGGGAAGACAAGUGUACAUGCAAAUUUGCAUUUUAAAAAUGAGGAAAUGCUGGAUCCAGAGGGCUCCUUUCGAUUGGGAAAAAUGAGCCAGAACUCGGUGCAGUUUGAAGGAGCCAUCUGUCAGUUUGAUAUUCAUCCCUCUGCUAAGGCAGCUCACAAUUAUUGUAAGUACAUUAAAAAACAGUGCAGGGAAGCAGACACUUAUCGACCAAACCUCCCUCCUCUUUUACCGCUAUUACCCCUGGAUCCCAAUUUAUCUGUCACCCUUCAGACCCCAAAUGUGGUAACAGAGGUAAACAACAGACAUCUUUCAUUAGCACAAGAGAAAGUACACGUUAAUCAUGAAACCUCACAAGGCCUGAACACCUCUGUUCUAAUUACAUCUCAGUCUGUACAAAGCACGGUGCCACCGACUAUAGCCCAGCCCACACUACAGCUCCCUCUGCAGGCCACAGCACAAACUGCCAUGGCCUCCUUUGGGAGUAGGACAUCACAAAUAUCUCCAAAGCCAACUCAACAAAGCAACCCCAGGAAGAACAUCAUGAAGGCAUCUGUAAAGCCCCAGAUAUUGAUAGAAAAUGAGAUGGCUGUCACUGCCGGACCAACAGGCCAACAGAAGAACAUACUGGACCAAAUGCAGACCCCUGCCACAAUAAAACCUAAACCUUAUAGCAAAGCCAGGGUGUCGAAGACGACAACAUUAGCAUCACGCAGACAUUCACCAAAGGAGACCUCCAAACCCAGCUCUUUUGAGCCUGUCACCCCUGCAGCCACGGAUGGUUUCCAAACCUUCGACCUUGAACCAACCCAAUUCUCCCUCUUGGCUGGGUCACCAGUACAGAAAGGAGAACCAGGACCACCGGGACCCCCUGGACCUCCCGGCGAGCCAGGAUUACCAGGAAAGAGAGGACCCAGGGGUCCCCCUGGUCCACAUGGAAAUCCAGGCCGCCCAGGGACCCCCGGAUCCAAGGGAAAAAAGGGAGACCCUGGAAUCUCACCUGGCAGAGCACUAAAUGGAAUAAAGGGGGACCCUGGGGUAUUAGGACUACCUGGACUACCCGGUCAAGCUAGUCGGAAGGGACAGAAAGGCCAUCCUGGUCCCUCUGGCCACCCUGGAGAUCAAGGAGAAAGAGGACCGGAUGGAAGCCCGGGUGCCAAAGGUUAUCCUGGCAGGCAGGGCUUGUCGGGGCCUAUAGGAAAUAUGGGACCAAAAGGCGUACGGGGCUUCAUUGGAAUCCCAGGCGUCUUUGGUCUUCCUGGACUUGACGGAGAAAGAGGUUUACCUGGCGUUCCCGGGAAGAAGGGCAAGAUGGGUAGGCCGGGCUUUCCAGGAGAUUUUGGGGAGCGAGGAACACCAGGACCUGAUGGAAACCCAGGCGAGAUGGGUGUCCCAGGUCCUGCUGGCAUCCCAGGUUUUAUUGGUGAUAUGGGCCUUGUUGGAAUUGUGGGUCUUCCUGGAUUAAUUGGACCAAAGGGUGUACCAGGAAGCCCAGGCGAGUCUGGACUGAAAGGUGAUAAGGGUGAAGUCGGGUUGCCAGGUGAACCGGGAGAACCUGGAUUUCAAGGUGACAAGGGUAAUCAGGGCUCACCAGGUUUACCAGGAAUUCGAGGAAAGCCAGGACAACAGGGGAGGCCUGGAGAUCAAGGCCCAGAUGGUUUGCCAGGCCCACCUGGCCCUGAGGGUUUUCCAGGGGAUAUUGGACCACCAGGACAGAAUGGUGCUGAAGGCCCAAAGGGGAAUGCAGGAAUGAGAGGGAUUCCAGGCCCUAGAGGAGUUCCUGGACUUGAGGGAGAUCAGGGCCCAGUAGGACCACCAGGGGCUUCAGGACUAGAGGGCAGACCUGGGAGGAAGGGUUUCUCUGGGAAUCCAGGGGAGGAUGGAGUGAAGGGACACCCAGGGGCCCCGGGAGAGAGGGGCUCAUCUGGACCAGCAGGUACACCAGGGCCUCCUGGGUCUAGGGGCCUCAGCGGCACCAGAGGACCCAAAGGCAGAAUGGGUGCGAGGGGGCCAGAUGGACCAGUCGGAGAGAAAGGAGUGAUGGGAAUGAAGGGUCCUGAAGGUCCCCCGGGAAAACAAGGUUUCAAUGGACUAAUGGGUCAAAUUGGUGAAACUGGUGAAACAGGACCUACUGGAUUUCCAGGUGUUCAAGGACCAACUGGACCUCCUGGAGCAAAGGGCAUCUUAGGAGAACCUGGUCCUCAAGGGCCACCAGGAGUAUUAGGUCCUUUGGGUGAGAUUGGAGCAGUGGGUUUACCUGGGAAGGUUGGGGAGCGGGGCUUACCAGGUGAACCAGGAGAGAAGGGUGCAUUUGGAUCUCCUGGGAAUAUGGGAGAGCAAGGCUUGAUUGGACCUCGAGGUGACCCUGGGCUUGAUGGGGAGGUUGGUCUGAGCGGCCCAGAUGGAGCUAAGGGUGAAAAGGGUGACAUUGGAAUGGAAGGAGAAACAGGCGAAAAGGGAGCCAUUGGAUUUAAAGGAACAGAAGGCCGUCCCGGAGAUCCUGGCUUAAUGGGUGUCAUGGGCCCUGAGGGCAAACCUGGAAAAACUGGUGAGAGGGGAAAACCUGGAGAGAAGGGCAGCAAAGGUCACCAGGGUCACCUUGGCGAGACUGGACCAGUGGGAGAACAAGGUGCCAUGGGUUUCAUUGGGCCAAAAAGAAGCAGAGGAACUACUGGGUUUAUGGGUGCUCCGGGAAAAAUGGGUCGACAAGGAGAAACAGGUUUAGUGGGAUAUGAAGGUCAUCAAGGACCACAAGGUCCAAUGGGAUCCCCAGGACCAAAAGGUGAAAUGGGAGAGCCAGGUGAUGACGGGAAGGUUGAAGGUCCCCCUGGUCCUUUAGGUGACAUCGGACCUGUUGGCAACAGAGGAGAAAGGGGACAGCCAGGUGACCCUGGAUACCCAGGUCAUGAAGGUGUUUAUGGGGAAAGAGGAAACCCGGGGGCUCCUGGACUCCCUGGAAAUGCAGGUCCAAAAGGUUUUGCAGGGCCUAAAGGAUCCAAAGGCAAUAAAGGUCCAAAAGGCAAAAACGGUCCACAUGGUGAAUCUGGAAGUCGAGGGUCCCCUGGUACUGUUGGUCUUCCUGGCCCCAGAGGAGUUGUUGGUCGUGAGGGUCUUGAGGGUGAUCCUGGGGUAGAAGGAGCUCUUGGGAAAGACGGAGCUAAAGGAAUCCCAGGUGAGCAUGGAAGUGAUGGUGAGGUUGGUCUGCCUGGAAAAUCAGGUCCUCAAGGAAACGCAGGUGUGCCAGGACUGCCAGGAAUUCAAGGCACUUUUGGGCCAAAGGGUGAAAGGGGCAUCCCUGGCCAAACUGGACCUCCAGGAAAAAGAGGAUUUAAUGGAGGAAUGGGAUUUCCUGGAAAACACGGAGACAGAGGGGUCAAAGGGCAACCUGGUGAUACUGGUGAACAGGGAUUUCCUGGAGUUCUUGGAAUGUUUGGACCAAAGGGGCCACCCGGAGACCUUGGCCCAGUGGGUAUCCAGGGCCCAAAGGGUCCUCAGGGUUUAAUGGGAAUGCAAGGAGUCAUCGGACCUGUUGGUAUCAUUGGGCCUAGUGGUAACGCAGGACCACAAGGAGACAAAGGACAUAAAGGAGAAAUGGGUGCUCAGGGACCUCCAGGUAGUCGUGGACCACCUGGACCUCCAGGGCUUCCUGGUGUUUCUUUUUCUCAUGAAAAUGAGGCCCUUGGUGCUGCUUUACAUGCUUUUAUGGAUUUCCGCUCUACUUUAAGGUCCGAGAAGUAUGAAGAUACUGACUUUCCAAUGCUGGACCAGGGAACGGAGAUCUUUAAGACUCUUCACUACCUCAGCACUCUGAUCCACAGCAUUAAGAAUCCCCUGGGAACACAGGAGAAUCCAGCCAGAAUGUGCAGAGAUCUCUUUGAGUGCGAGCACAAGUUGAAAGAUGGCACUUAUUGGAUAGAUCCUAACCUGGGCUGCUUUUCUGACAAUAUUGAAGUGACCUGCAACUUCACCAAUGGAGGUCAAACCUGCCUUAAGCCAGUUGCUGUGUCCAAGUUGGAGAUUGGAGUGAGUCUGAUCCAGAUGAACUUCAUCCACCUCCUGAGCUCUGAAGCUGUGCAGAUCAUCACCAUUCACUGCCUGAACGUCUCUGUUUGGGCAGCAGGGCACUCCAAAACACCUUCCUCUAGUGCGGUGUACUUUAAAGCCUGGAAUGGACAGAUAAUCGAGUUUGGGGGAUUCAUCGAGCCUGAACUGAUAAAGGAUGAGUGCUGGAUCACAGAUGGUCGAUGGCAUCAGACACAGUUCAUUUUCCAGACACAGGACCCAAACUUACUGCCCAUUGUGGAGGUCUACAACUUGCCCAGCACAAAAUCUGGAUCACAUUACCACCUUGAAGUGGGCCCUGUAUGCUAUUUAUAAAGAAAGCAACAAUGGAAGCCUUAAAUACCCCGAUGAGCAGCAUUACGGAGCCUCUCUCUGGCCUAGAGGCCAACAAAACUGCACAUCUCCUGUACAGUGUGGACUGCAGCCUUUAAACAUGGGGAAAGAGGAGACUAGAGCAGCUUUGGAGAAAAUAAGACUUCCUAUGUGAGCAGCUCAGGAUGACAGAUUCUUUCUUUUCAGAGCUGGGUUUCUUCUGUUUGAAAACAAGGCCUGGAUAUGUGGUUGGAGGUGCUUAUUAAACUCUUAAUAGAAAUCUUAAUUUAUUCAUAGUUGUGUUUUUCACACGUGAUUUAUAUAAUGAAGUACUUAUUUUAUAUUCUAAAGUUACACAUGAACGUGUAUUUAUACAUGUACAUGCGUGUAUGUAUAUUUUCUGUAAAGUGCAAUAGAGAAUGAACAGAUUUUUGUUUUUAAUAAUGAAACUUCUGUUUGGCUGUUUUAGGUAAGUGAGGUUUACUGUCACUCAUAUCAUUCAAUUCAGGUUCAUUGGCGUGUGUACUUGUGUAUACCAGCAGGUCUGUUGUAAAAGCCUCAGAUACCAACAUACAACACAUAAAACACACAUAUGCUUUCAUUCAUAGCCAGAAUAUGAGUCGAGGUGAAUCCAGACUUGAAAAGUAACAUAUAAACGUCUACCUCCCAUCUCUCAUUUUUUGGGACAGUAAAUGGAUUCACAUGCAUUUAACUCCUGUGGCUAGAUUUCUGUUUCCGUCAAAUGGUUUUAACUUAAGUGCCUUUUAUACAUUAAAAGGGAAUAUUUUUGUAAACAUUUUUAAAAAGUUCAAAUGAUCUCUUUUUUCAGCCAAACAUAUCUUUAAUCCUUUAUCUUCUAGUAUGCCUUAUUUGUACAAAUAUUUGAACUUUAAAGGCACAAGAAUUAUAUUAUUAUAGCAGACAUGGUGUUGAAUGUGCUUUAUAUCACUCGACUGUAGGUCUUUCCAUCAUUAAGUACAUAUAUGCAAUUCCACAAGCCCUAUCUGACUGCAGAAGUAAUUGUUGACAUGGUGUGUAUCAUAAUUACUGACUUUUGUAUGUCUUUGUUGAGGUGCGUGUACAAAGCUGAAUGUUGCAGUUAGAAACACUGCAAACCCGAGUUGUAAUAUGGAGUUGCUGAUCAAAAUGAGAGCACUAGAAUCUUCCACUAUAUUGGGUUUGUCAUGAGCAGCAGCUUUGGCAUCUAAUUAUUUCAAUGGCUGUGACCAAAAAGUGUUAUGUAUGAAAUUCUUUUGAAAUAUAUCUGUUGUUUUGAUCAAAACUGUCAGGAGCCAUCUUAUCUUGCCAAAUAUAUGUUCUUUGUAUGUGUAAAUUUGAAGUCUCACUGUAAUAUGUGUUCUGUUAUUUCAGAGCAGACAAACUAAGAAGGGUGGAUAUUCUUAUAAUGAAUAUUUCUAUGGUCAAACAUAACCUCCGAAAAACAGCAAACACCAAAGAACAACGUUUUCAGUGUUGUAUGAAUUAAAUCAUUGAUACCACAGAAACAGACAGCAGUCUUUAUAUCUGUCUGCCUUACUAAAGUUCUUGUCUUUCUGGCCAUUUCUGUGUCUCGUUUGAAUAAAGAAU
This is a messenger RNA of Sinocyclocheilus grahami, 6847 nucleotides long. Its product is annotated as collagen alpha-1(XXVII) chain B-like. The record is from RefSeq and is a predicted model, not a curated record. Lineage: Eukaryota; Metazoa; Chordata; Actinopteri; Cypriniformes; Cyprinidae. The transcript is spliced from 58 exons. Bases 371 to 5263 code for a protein of 1630 amino acids. Gene Ontology annotation, molecular function: extracellular matrix structural constituent conferring tensile strength. Gene Ontology annotation, biological process: extracellular matrix organization.